GAAGUCAGUUAUGAUAUUAAAUGUAAAAUAUAUUUCAUCCAAUGCUCUAACUUUAAGUUGCAUGACACUACCUUUGAAAAAACUAAAUUAAUGUAUGGAUGUUUAGAUAUGAAACAGGUUCUUCUCACGAUUUCAGUUAUAUCCCAAUAAUUCCCACAUUUGCUGAGGAAAGUUUCCAACAUGAAAUAUGUCCAAAAAUCCACAGUUUAACCUCCCAUGGAAGGUUUUUUGGAAAUUUAACAGAAAUGUUGCAUCCCUUUGCAACCUUAUGUGUAACUCUGGAUCUAUUCUUGUUUUAGUUUUUUAACCUUGCAUUGGAUUAUUUAUUUGUUGAAGGGAAAAUGUGUAAUAUUUCCCUUCUGCUCCUGGUUCAAUAUGCAUUUCAUCAAUGGUUCUACAUCCAGCACUGUCAGACAGUCGUUUUUUUUUCUUUGCAAAUUGAAACAAGGUCGCAGUCCAAUACAGCACUGUGAUACAUUAGAUUCAAUUUGAUUCUGGGUUUGUCCAAAAUAAAUAAAUUGAUGUAAGCAAAGUGGUGGUGGUGGUGCAUUUCCUCUGAUCAUUAGAAUCUAAUGGCACUGCAGCACAUUGCAGGCGCGGGUGAGUGCAGCUUAAUCACUUGUAAGACUUGAUUGAGUGUGUGUUAAUAAACAUUAGGCUCUCUCUCUUCCCCAGCUGAUUAGUGGUUGAUGUGCUUGCCUCUCUGCAGGCUGAAGACGCAGUCCUGAAGAUUGAUGGAGGGCCAUGCUAUUCAAACAGCAGGCAUUGCUGAGACAGAAGCUCUUCGUUCUGGGCAGCCUCGUGAUCGGAAGUGUCCUCUAUCUUGUGGCCAGGGUUGGGACUUUGGAUAGGUUACAGCCCAUUUGCCCCAUUGAGAACAGAUUUCACCACCCUGAGCCAGAGCAAAUCCCUCUUCGUACUCUGCAGUUUAAGCGCGGGCUGCUCCACGAAUUGCGCAAGGGCAAUGCCACCAAAGAGCAAAUCCGCCUGCACAACCUGGUCCAGCAGCUGCCUCGGGCCAUCAUCAUUGGAGUUCGCAAGGGGGGUACCCGCGCCCUGCUGGAAAUGCUUAACCUGCAUCCAGCUGUCGUCAAGGCUUCACAGGAGAUCCACUUCUUUGACAAUGACAAAAACUAUGCUCGGGGCAUUGACUGGUACAGGGGUAAAAUGCCCUUCUCCCUCCCUCACCAGAUCACCAUUGAGAAGAGCCCGGCCUACUUUAUCACAGAGGAGGUUCCUGAGCGCAUCUUCAAGAUGAACUCCUCCAUCAAGCUGCUAAUUAUCGUUCGAGAGCCCACCACCAGAGCGGUGUCCGACUACACACAAGUGCUUGAGGGCAAGGAGCGCAAGAACAAGACUUACCACAAGUUUGAAAGUCUAGCCAUUGACGCCAACACAUGUGAAGUGAACACCAAAUAUAAAGCUGUACGGACAAGCAUCUACACCAAACACCUGGAGCGCUGGCUGAAGUAUUUCCCUGUGGAGCAGUUCCAUAUAGUGGACGGUGAUCGGCUCAUUACGGACCCGCUACCUGAGCUGCAGCUUGUUGAGCGCUUCCUGAACCUCCCCUCUAGGAUUAGCCAGUAUAAUCUGUACUUCAAUGCCACCAGGGGAUUUUUCUGUCUGCGAUUUAACAUUGUCUUCAACAAGUGCCUGGCAGGCAGCAAGGGCCGAAUCCACCCUGAAGUGGACCUGUCAGUCGUGACUAAACUGCAGAGGUUCUUCCACCCUUUUAAUCAGAAGUUUUACCAGAUCACUGGAAGAACAUUUAACUGGCCAUGAGAAUUUUUUUUUCAUAAAAAAAAUUUAAUAAAACAAUCUCGAAGGUAUGAACACUGUUUAGUUUAUUACAAGUAUGACAUCGUGACCAAAUAAUACUUGAUGUAAGUUCGCUCUACAUGUGUAAAAUGGAACAUAAUAGUUUGGUGUUUUGACUUGAAGAUUAGGUGUACAGCACCAAUUCUUUGAAGUCAGGUUACCUGUCUGUCAAGGUUUUCUUGUGAAAAAGAACAUUUUCAUGCCAUGUGUCUACAGUGACUUGCAGAAGCAUUUACACCUCUAAAACUUUUCUAAAUUUUGUCAUGUCACACAACCAGGAAAUUGGCCUGAAAACAAUGCUUAAUACAUAAGAAAUCUAAAAAUAAAAAGUUAAAUAAUACAUCUGAAAAUAUUGGAGCGCAUUUUUAACCAGAACCAUCUAUUUUGACCCUCCUGAAUAAAUUACGGUUAAACCAAUUACCUUACAGCCCUUCAAGAGAUUUGUUAUAAAACAAGUGAACAAAUAGCAUCAGGAAGACUAAGGAACCCAACAAACAAGGUCAGGGAGGAAGCUGUGGCGAUGUUUAAAGCAGGGUCAGAUUCUAAAUUAAGAUCCCAAGCUGUGAACAUCUCACAGAGAUCUGUUCAAUACAUCAUCUGAACACGGAAAGAGGGUGGACAACAUGCAAACCUUCCAAAACAUGACAGUCCAACUAAACAAACAGGAGACCAUCAAUCAAAGAUGCAGCCAAGAGGCGCAUGGUAAGCCUGGAGCAGCAGUCCAGCUCUGAUGGGAAAUCAUCUCUACAGGAUGUUGAUUAGUUGUGUACUCCACAAAUCUGGCCUAUAUAAAACAGUUGCAAGAACGUUGUUGACGGAAAACCAUCUCUUGUUUCCAGAUUGCCCAUGUAGACGCCCUGACUUUGGAUAGUUAUUCAUCAAACAGCCCGUGGUGUGUAUGGCACACAGCUUUGUUCAUUAUGCUGCAGAGUGUGAAGCAUUCUUUCCCCAAUCAGACAACACCAGUCUAGAACCCAACAUAGCGUACAUGCAAAACACUAUAGCUCAGAAUUAUUGAUACAAUUUCUUUCUUUUUUUUUACAGGAAAUGAGAAGGACGUCUUUUAAAAGUUAAUAAAACAGCUUAAAGGGAACUACUUUUGAAAUAAAUAAGUUAGCUGUUUUAAUUUCCAUGUCAUUAAAAUAGUCUACUGAGAAUUAUUUAUACACAUCAAUAAUCAAUGGAAAAAUCUUUAGCAGCUAUCAAACCCUUUUUCUAAUUGCUGUACAGCUUUGUGCAUGUUUCCACUGGGUAAACAUUCCUUAACAUAUUUAAAGUUGGAAGGACUCCUUGUUAUGUAUUUUAGCACCCUCUACAGAUUCUCUAUCAGAUUCAAGUUGGGACUCUGGCUGGGCCAUUCCAAAAUGAUAAAAUUAUAUAUUAUCAGUUUAAAUAUGUUGGUAAAAUGAAAAUUCGUUUCAGUUUAUGUACAUAGGGCUAAUUCACAGCAAUGACUCAUUGCACUUUACAUGGGGGACUGGGGGUUUCAGAAAACAGAGCACACACAUAAAACGGUCCAGGGGUAUUUUCUCGAACCAAAACAAUAUUUUCAACCAAAACUUGGCAAAGGUAUUAGUAAUUUGGGGCUCAGUUGUAUGUGUUGGGGGAAACUAACGCUGUUCAUUGCUCCUGAACACACCAUAACCACUGUAAAACAUGAUCGUGGCAACACCAUGCUGUGGGUUCACUUUUCUUCAGCAGAGAAGCUUAUCAUUGUUUAUUGGAAAAUGGAUGGAGCUUAAUACAGGACCAUCCUGGAGAAACACCUGUUACAGGCUUUAAAAGACAUAAGCAGGACAACAACCCUGAACAUACAGCCGGAGCUACAAUGGAACAGGUUAAAUCAAAGCAUUUUCAUGUGUCGACCAGUCAGAAUACAAACCCUAACCCAACUGAGAAUUUGUGGCAAGACUCAAAAACCAUGGUUCAAAAACAAUGUCACUACAGUCUGAUUGUGCUUGGGCUAUUCUGAAAAAAAAACAAAACAACAACAAAUGAGUAUGCAUCUCAGUCUCUGGGUGUGCAAAGCUGGUAGAGAUUUACCCCAAAAUAGAAAUUUUGUUUCAGGAAAAGGUUGUUACAGACUCGGGGGCAUUGGAUAUACGCGCACCAAACAGAUUUUAUUUGCAAUAAAAAAUGAAAAACAGGUAAAAUUUUCUUUCCACUUCACAAAUGCACUGAAGUUGGCAGCUGUAGCAUGACAAAAUGUGAAAAGUUCAAAAGGUACGAGUAUGUUUGCAAGGCACUGUAACUAAAGAGGUUGAUUUUAAGACUAUUCUCAGACAUUUACAGUAUUAGGAAAAACUUUAAGUGUAAAUCUUUUAUUUGAGAUAAGACAAACUAUGGCAAAAUAAAAUAAUUUUUCUCUGUCAUUUGCUUGACCCAAACUGCAUGUUCAGCUCAUGUGCCAUGAUCCCAUGGUCACCCGUUGUUUUUGUUAUCUGUUGGUCCUUAAUCUUUGAUUUAAUACUACCUGAGGCUAAGCUGUUAGACAGUACUCUCCUUUGAUUCUCAGCAAAGACUUAUCAGAACUUGAUCUCCUUUUUCAGCCCAAGUAUCACCCUAUCUAUCACCCUGUGCAGAGCGAGUAUUAACCAGGCUUAUCAAGAUUCAAGUGGACACCUUUUAGGACAGCUGUCUUCAUUCUGGGACACAAUGUUAAAAGGAAUUUGUACUUUGUGCAUACUUACUUAAAAAGAUAUUGAUCAGCCUAAUGCAAUAGCCUUUUAGUGAUGGAAUUGCCAAAAAGUUUGAACAAGGCCUACAAACAUCUUAGCUUUCAAGACCUGGGCUUGUAUUUUGAAUUUAAUUGCUGUAAUUUCAUAUCCACAGCUGUUUUUCCACAUUCAUCAAGUCAUGCUGCAUAGGGCCACAGUAAGUAAAGUAAUGUUGUCCUCUGAUGAUUCUUGUCAAAUUAAGUUAAAUAGAUGAUCAACAACAUUUGUCUGUUUCAAUGGAAGUAUUCAUUGUGUAUCAUAAUUGUUAAAACAUAUUAAAAGUACGUUAACAUUU
Molecule: messenger RNA, 4830 nt
Organism: Fundulus heteroclitus (mummichog)
Lineage: Eukaryota; Metazoa; Chordata; Actinopteri; Cyprinodontiformes; Fundulidae
Product: heparan sulfate glucosamine 3-O-sulfotransferase 5
Exons: 2
Coding region: 745-1782 (345 amino acids)
Molecular function (GO): [heparan sulfate]-glucosamine 3-sulfotransferase activity
Source: RefSeq, a predicted model, not a curated record